AUGGCAUCUGAUGAAAUUGUCUGGCAGGUGAUAAACCAGCAGUUUUGCUCGUUCAAGUUAAAAACCACCAAGGGUCAGAACUUUUGUCGGAAUGAAUACAAUGUCACCGGUCUCUGCAACCGUCAAUCGUGUCCUCUCGCAAACUCCCGCUACGCCACCGUACGAUCGGAUCCGGCGACCGGCGCCAUGUACCUCUACAUGAAGACGAUCGAACGGUCGCAUAUGCCCAACAAAUGGUGGGAGCGAAUACGUUUGCCAUCCAACUACACAAAGGCCCUUGAGCAAAUUGAUGAGCGGCUGAUAUACUGGCCGAAAUUCCUAGUUCACAAAUGCAAGCAGCGGCUGACGCGACUCACGCAAGUGAGCAUUCGCAUGCGACGACUUGCGAAAGAGGAGGAGCGGCUGGGAGAAAAACUGGUGCCGAGGCUCGCGCCAAAGGUUCGACAUCGAGAGGCUACCAGGGAACGAAAGGCGGAGGCUGCUGCAAAGGUGGAAAGGGCUAUUGAGCGAGAGCUUAUCGAGCGAUUGAGAAGCGGCGCUUACGGCGACCGCCCAUUGAAUGUAGAGGAAAAUAUCUGGAAGAAGGUCCUCAGAGGCUUAGAGCGGCAGGGAGAAGGUGAACGGGACGAGGAUCUGGAUGUGGGCAUUGAGGAAGAACUGGAGGAAGAGGGCGAGUUUGAGGAAGAAGGCGUGGGUGAAGUGGAGUAUGUCAGUGAUUUCGACGAAGAUGAGGACUUGGAGGAUAUUGAAGAUUGGAUCGGUGAGGGCAGCGGAGAUGACAGCCUCGAUGACGAUGAUGACGAUCAAAGCAGUGAAGAAGAUGAGGAGAGUGGUGAAGAUGAAGGGCCUCAAACGAAGGAUGCUCCUGGAGCCAAGAGGAAGCGGACUGCUCCGGCUCCUAAGCCUCGCAAGAAGGGCGCUCGAAUCGAAAUCGAAUACGAAACUGAAGCUCCCGCAAAAGAGAGUAUUUUCGCAUGA
Messenger RNA from Uncinocarpus reesii 1704, 978 nucleotides. RefSeq names its product protein MAK16. Gene Ontology annotation, cellular component: preribosome, large subunit precursor; nucleolus. NCBI's taxonomy places the organism in Eukaryota, Fungi, Ascomycota, Eurotiomycetes, Onygenales, Onygenaceae. Bases 1 to 978 code for a protein of 325 amino acids. The record is from RefSeq and is a predicted model, not a curated record. Gene Ontology annotation, biological process: maturation of LSU-rRNA; maturation of 5.8S rRNA. The transcript is spliced from 2 exons.